Scomber scombrus (Atlantic mackerel) is the source of this 6895-nucleotide messenger RNA. It is a transcript of the gene ap3d1, whose product is annotated as adaptor related protein complex 3 subunit delta 1. Gene Ontology annotation, cellular component: AP-3 adaptor complex; membrane coat; terminal bouton. Gene Ontology annotation, biological process: Golgi to vacuole transport; protein targeting to vacuole; neurotransmitter receptor transport, postsynaptic endosome to lysosome. The record is from RefSeq and is a predicted model, not a curated record. Lineage: Eukaryota; Metazoa; Chordata; Actinopteri; Scombriformes; Scombridae. Bases 195 to 3971 code for a protein of 1258 amino acids. The transcript is spliced from 33 exons.
CUCUGCACAGCACAGGACGCCCCAGUCUGGCCCUCAGCUUCAGCUGCCCGGGCUCGGUAAACAGCUGCAGACCUUGCACACACGGUACCCGGGUGGAUGAGAGACAGUCUAGCGGGUCGUUCGGCACCCACUAGACCUCCGCACGGCGCUUAGCCCCUCAGGAAGAGAAGAAGCGGUACAAGUCACACACAGACAUGGCUUUGAAGAUUGUCAAAGGGAGCAUCGAUCGGAUGUUCGAUAAAAACCUCCAGGAUUUAGUACGUGGCAUUAGGAAUCACAAGGAAGAUGAGGCCAAGUACAUCUCCACAUGCAUCGAUGAGAUCAAACAGGAGCUCAAACAGGAUAACAUCGCUGUCAAAGCCAACGCUGUGUGCAAGCUCACCUACCUUCAGAUGCUGGGCUAUGAUGUCAGCUGGGCCGCUUUCAACAUUGUUGAAGUCAUGAGCUCCUCCAAGUUCACAUACAAGAGGAUUGGCUACCUGGCUGCCUCGCAGUGCUUUCAUGAGAGCACUGAUGUCAUCAUGCUGACAACUAAUCAGAUCAGAAAGGAUCUCAGCAGUCCCAACCAGUAUGACACAGGUGUUGCCCUCACUGGCCUCUCUUGUUUUGUGACCCCCGACCUGGCUCGGGACCUGGCUAAUGACAUCAUGACACUGAUGUCCCACACUAAACCAUACAUCAGAAAAAAAGCUGUGUUGAUCAUGUACAAGGUGUUUCUGAAGUACCCAGAGUCCCUGCGCCCUGCUUUCCCCAGGCUCAAGGAGAAACUGGAGGACCCAGACCCAGGCGUCCAGUCAGCUGCAGUAAAUGUUAUCUGUGAGUUGGCCCGGAGGAAUCCCAAGAACUACCUGUCUCUGGCUCCACUCUUCUUCAAACUAAUGACGUCCUCUACUAAUAAUUGGGUUCUCAUUAAGAUCAUCAAGCUGUUUGGGGCUCUCACACCUCUGGAGCCACGGUUGGGGAAGAAGUUGAUUGAACCUCUGACAAACCUGAUUCACAGUACCUCUGCCAUGUCUUUGCUGUAUGAAUGUGUCAACACUGUAAUUGCAGUGUUGAUUUCCUUGUCUUCUGGGAUGCCGAACCACAGUGCUAGUAUCCAGCUCUGUGUGCAGAAACUGCGAAUCCUGAUAGAAGACUCGGACCAGAACUUGAAAUACCUGGGCCUGCUGGCCAUGUCAAAGAUCCUGAAGACCCACCCCAAGUCAGUGCAGAGUCAUAAGGACCUCAUCCUCCAGUGUCUGGAUGACAAGGAUGAGUCCAUCCGCCUGAGAGCUUUGGACCUACUUUAUGGCAUGGUAUCAAAGAAGAACUUGAUGGAGAUUGUUAAGAAGCUGAUGCUGCAUGUAGACAAAGCAGAAGGAACCACCUACAGAGAUGAGCUGCUCACCAAGAUCAUUGACAUCUGCAGCCAAAGCAACUACCAGUACAUCACCAAUUUUGAAUGGUACAUUAGUAUCCUGGUGGAGCUGACCCGAUUGGAGGGCACGAGGCACGGCCACCUCAUUGCUUCUCAGAUGCUGGAUGUUGCUAUCCGGGUCAAAGCCAUACGGAUCUUUGCAGUUGCCCAGAUGGCCACUCUGCUGGACAACGCCCACCUGUUGACUGGAAACAUGCAGCGAAACGGCAUCUGUGAGGUGUUAUACGCUGCAGCCUGGAUCUGCGGAGAGUUCUCAGAACACUUGGAGAAUCCACUGCAGACGCUGGAAGCUAUGCUGCGGCCAAAAGUGGCCACCCUACCGGGUCACAUCCAGGCAGUGUACGUGCAGAAUGCAGCCAAGCUGUUUGCCACUGUACUGAAGAGCCAGGAGGGGAACACAGACAGCACAACCGCACAGGAAACCAGCCAGCUGAUGAUAGACAGGCUGCCACUGUUUGUCCAGAGCGCAAACCUGGAGGUGCAGGAGAGGGCGUCUUGCAUCCUGCAGUUGGUCAAAUACAUCCAGAAACUGCAGCAGAAGGACGUAGAAGUAGCAGAGGAAGUCAGUGCGCUGUUUGCUGGAGAACUUAACCCUGUAGCCCCCAAGGCACAGAAGAAAGUGCCUGUUCCUGAAGGUCUGGACUUGGAUGCAUGGAUCAACGAGCCUCCAUCUGAGAGUGAGUCUGAGGAUGAACAGCCCAAGGCUAUUUUUACCAAGGAGGAGCCCAAACACUCCCGCCCCCGUCACACAGAGGUGGAUGAGAAGGAGCUGGCGAGGAGGAGAGAAGCCAGAAAGCAAGAGCAAGCAAACAACCCAUUCUACAUCAAGGCCUCCCCAUCCUCUCAGAAGGUGUACCAGGAAGCCCCUGGAGUGGAGCACAUCCCAGUUGUGCAGAUUGACCUCAGUGUGCCUCUCAAAGUCCCAGGUCUGCCUAUGUCUGACCAGUAUGUGAAACUGGAAGAGGAGCGUCGUCAGAAAGAGAGAGCAGAGAAGAAGAAGAAGGAGAAGAAGAAGAGGAAAGAAAAGCGUAGUGGACGAGGGAAGAAACAUGAUUCUGGUCCGGAGAGUGAGGAGGACAUCACUCCUGCGCACAUGGUUGACAUUGUUACAGAGGAGAUGCCAGAGAAUGCCUUACCCAGUGAUGAUGAUGACAAAGACCCCAAUGACCCUCACAAAGCACUGGACAUCGAUCUGGACAAGCCCCUCGCAGACAGCGAGAAGCUACCCGUCAGGGCACACCGUGCAGCUGAGGCUGCGAAAAGCCCAGCAGAAGAUGGAGAUGCAGAGAUUGGUACUUCACAGGAGCCCAAGAAGAAGAGCAGCAAAGAAAAGAGGGAGAAGAAGAAGGAUAAAGACAGGGAUAGGAAGAAAAGUAAAGAGGAGAAGAAGAAGAAAAAACACAAACAUGAGGAAAGGGGGGAGGAUCUUCUCGGGGGUCCAGCAGAUGAGCCUGUAGUCCAAUCAGAAGAAACCAGUGAGGUGGCAGCACCACCCACUUCCACCAGUGCUGAGGUUUCGGAUCUGGAUUUCUGGCUCUCAAAUGCUCCAGUGCCCUCUAACACCCAGGAAGUAGCAACAGUAGCAGCAGAAGCAGAACCAGCCCCUGUGCCCGAGGCCGCUUCUGGCGCGGCGCCAGACUCUGAGCCUGACGAACCCAAAGACACUGAGAUGGAGGAGAUUAAGUCCUCCAAACACAAGAAGAAGAAGCAGAAAAAGGAGAAGGAAGAGAAGGAGAAGAAAAAGAAGAAAAAGCAUCAUCAUCAUCAUCAUCAUCAUCACCACAGCGACGGUGGAGAAGGGUCGGUGCAGAAUGGCACCGUGGAGGAGGAAGAACCUCUGCCGCCCAUGUCCAAUUACUGCCUGCUGGCUGAGAACUCCUACAUCAAGAUGGUUUAUGACAUCCAGGGAAACCUGCAAGAUGGCAGUCAGGUUGUGGUGUCUGUUAUAUUUGAAAACAAGUGUGACAGCUUCCUUAAAUCCAUGGAGUUCAACGUCCUGGACUCUCUCAACUCCAAGCUGCAGAGGCCAGACGGAGCAGAUCCACAUGAUGGCCUCGCCGUUCCUUUUCAACUUCCACCUGGGGUGUCCAAUGAAGCACGUUUUGUGUUCACCGUGCAGAGCAUUGUAAUGCCACAGAAACUGAAGGGAACCCUCACCUUCAUUGUCAAGAAUGAUGACUCCUCAACUCAUGAAAAACUGGACUUCAAACUGCACUUUACCUGCACCUCCUACCUAAUCACUACCCCAUGCUACAGUGACGCGUUUGCUAAGCUGCUGGAGUCUGGAGACCUGAAGUGCAGCUCUGUUAGACUGGAGGGUGUCAACAUGCCCUUUCACCACCUACUGGCCAGGAUCUGCUUCCAUCACCACUUUUCUGUUGUCGAGAGAAUCGACUCCUGUGCCUCCAUGUACAGCCGGUCUAUCCAGGGUCACCACGUCUGUCUGCUGGUCAAAACUUCUGGACAGACAGUGUCAAUUGACGCUAAAUGUGACGAGCCGACGAUGCUUGGGAAUGUGCUGGACGAGAUCAAGCAGACCUUCUCUCAGUGCUGAUUGUGUCCAACAGCCCCAGGGUGCCCCCGACCCCUCCACGCCACCCCCCUCCCUUGCUGAAACACAACAUAAUCAUGUUAUGAAACACUGCGGCUGGCACUUCCAGUAUCGCCCUAUUUAUUAGUCCUGAGAUUCGCAAGAUUUCUUUUCCCUUACCUUCUAUUUCAAUGUCCUCUGUUGUUCCUCUGCACUCUGAGCUCUGUGGUCACUCCCUGACAGUAUAUGUUGUUUUACAGACUCACUUUGUAUUUGCUACGUCUUCUCUGCAAUGCACUUUCAUUUUUACUCAAUGGUUUUCCAAAAACCCCAACAGCCACCCCACUUCUGACUCUGUACUGAGCUCCUGUUUCUGGAUGCUCUGCAUCUCCUCUGCUCUUUCCUGUGUAUCGUUCUGCCCUCCACUUGUAGGCAAUUCAGUCUGUGACAGUCAUGUAAUGUAAUGUUGACAACUGGACUUUUGCUGUUGAUGGUUGAAUUGUGUUUUUCAUAUUUUGAAGGGGUUUUUUGUCCUUGGUUUGUUUUUGUUUGUUGUUCUUUUGUCUCAUUUUUUUCUUUUUCUUUUUUUUGGCUAAAGCCUCUCUGCGCCUUUUUCUUCCCCCCUUUUUUUCCACUCACUAAACAUCGGUGUGCGUGCUGCUCUUCUGUGUAGAAAUGGAAACCAUGUGACUGGCUCGUUUUAAGACUGGUCCUAGCUGGAAAGAUGGGGACUCAGCCCUGCUCACCCUCCACUGACCUGGUGCCUGGAGAAGACCAGACAGUGGGGGACUCCUGUAAGAAUAGUGCAGAGAUGAAACCAAAGCUACAUAUAAGGCAUGGGUCUUUAACUAGUAUGAGAGCUGGUGCCCUACUUGCCUUUUGGCAAGGCUCAGAGUAAAUCUGUUAGUGUUAGUCGAACAGAAUCCUUGUGUGGCACCAGAGGUGAUUUGUGCAGUAGGUCAGUGGUUUUGCUCUGUGCCUUGCAGUCUGAUCUAUUACAGCUCUUCACAAGUCUCACAGAGCCCCACCCCCCUCCCCAAUAUAUCUGCUCCUAAACCCAACUGUGCUAAACUGCAGUUUGACAGCUAUUUGCUACGAUCACUCCCUCCCAGAAUAAAACAAGAAAUGGAAGAUGGGAGAGUGUAAAAAUAAUUGAAAGAUACUCUGGCACCAGAGUGUACAGUGUAAUGUGAGAUUUCUGUUUCACCCUGCUGUCAGGACAUUGACACCUUUCUCAGCCUCCUGAAACUGACAGAUGGGGAAAAUAGUUGUAUAGAAGAUAUUAUAUUGUUGUAAGUACAGAGAAGGAUGCUAUUAUUCAUGUGAAGUCGCUAUGCUGCUGAUGGCCCACAUUUUUUGUCAGUGAUAAAAUAAUCUGGUAUGAAGAGAGUUGCCCAUGUUACAUCGCUUUCCUGCCUCUUUCUUUAAAAAAAGUCUAACUAUGAUUGGCUAAAGGAUGAUAGUUACACCUUCAACCUGCCUCCAUUUUUUUUAAACCCAGCUGGUUUGCAUAUCAGGUUGCUCUCCCUGUAAAGAGAGACUGUUUAGUGGUCAGUGGUUUUACGUUCUCUUUCAAUCAGUAUUAGGCGAUGUGGCUUCCACUGUAAGGAAGCAUCUACUCUGUAAACAGCAAAAUGCAGCUUUGUCUCUCUUCAUGUGAAAUCAUGUGAAACCUUUUUUGCGCCUGUGCCACUUGGACGUUUGCACCACAGUAGCCACACCUGGCUGACACUCAGCCAGCGUGUACGCAGAUAAACCCCAGUGUUUCUUCUCAUCUCAGAAACUGCCUUGCCACUUUUUUUGUGCAUUGACAUACUACAAUGAACAUGACUGGUCAUUUUUAAAGAAAUGACCUCCUCUUUAGAAGUUUCUCAGACGUAUUUGAUGUUUUAGUUUGUCAUUCAUGUCUCAUGUCACUAUCCGGUCCAGCACGACUUAACCUUGUAGUAGCAAGCUAAAAACUGACUCGGUAGCGUCUCUGUUCAUAUAUACUGUAAGGCCCCCUUCACAUCUGUGUGCUAUUGUAGAUAACACCUAUGAUAAUGAUGUCUGUGGCCUGAAGGUCAGGUCAGCCAUUCCAUGAGGUCGGCCUCUCCAGUAGUAGAGUCUGAAUACAGAGGUGAUCAGCUGUAUUUCAGGAAUGUCAAUAGAAAAUAAGUAUGUAUGUAUUCCCUAUUCAUGAAAAUGACUGAUAUCAGUGAAACUGCAAAACAACUCCCCUAAUCAUACAUUGUCCUAGUUCUGAUCAUUUUUCUUGUGCAUAAUAUUUGAUUAAAAUUUGUAUAUUGCAUGAUUAGGAAUGUACACUUUUUUAUUUACCUUUUUUUCUGUUCCAUGGACAUGCUCACAAACAAAAACUUGUCAUUCCAAUUUGUCCUUUUUCUUUCUAGUUUUUCUUUUUUUUCUUUUUUUUUUAAAAUGAAGUUUACUUGACCAUUCUCUGUUUUUGAUGGUAUUGUGUUUUUAUCUAGUCUAAGUUUGGACGAUUUAAAAAAGGUGAUAUCGUUGAAUGUUUUUAAAUUAUUAAACACAGGGGAAGGAAGGGGGUUCUGUUUGGUUUCAUGACUUGAGGGCCGGGGGUUCAAACAUUAAGUUUGAGUAGAACAGGUCACGUGAAGCAGUGUACUGAGAGGCAACCCACUCUGUCUUAAUUCUCUAUUGGUUCAGUUGUAGUGAAUUAUUUUACCGAGUUUGGCUUGUGACAUUGAAAUAUACUCUCAUAUGGCUCUGAUUAUUUUUUUUUGAAGGUCCUGUCUUUAUUUCUCCAUACUCAAUUCUCCAGCUGUAAAAUGUAAUAUGUUCUUAAGGGGACAACAUAAAUUAUCUUCAUUCCCUUUAAAGAAACUCCACCCGAAAUUAAAAAUAAAGACUGUAAGAAGCUGUUGUAGUCUUUUGUGUGUGUUACAGUGAACCAAUAAACACCCACAUAAAACAAAAUGUUGAAUAUA